Messenger RNA from Copidosoma floridanum, 4098 nucleotides. RefSeq names its product protein serrate (gene Ser). NCBI's taxonomy places the organism in Eukaryota, Metazoa, Arthropoda, Insecta, Hymenoptera, Encyrtidae. Gene Ontology annotation, molecular function: calcium ion binding; Notch binding. The record is from RefSeq and is a predicted model, not a curated record. Gene Ontology annotation, biological process: Notch signaling pathway; cell communication; multicellular organism development. Gene Ontology annotation, cellular component: membrane.
AUGAGGGCGGCCGCCGCCUACGUCCUGCUUCUUGCCCACCUCAUACAGGCGACAACCGGUAGCGGAUUCUUCGAGGUGCAGAUCCUCUCGCUGACGAACAACCGGGGCACCCUAGUGGACGGGCGAUGCUGCGGCGGGGGCAGGAGCAUAUCCGGUGGCAGUCAACUGCUGUUGCUACAGCAGCACCACCACCACCACCCGCAGCAGCAGCAACAGCACCAUCAGCCCUGCUCGACCCCCUGCACCACCGCCUUCUGGCUCUGCCUCAAGGAGUACCAGUCCAACGUCACGGCCAUCGGCUCGUGCAGCUUUGGCAACGUAUCUAGUCACGCCCUCGGCCAGAACACAUUCACCCUCACCGAGCCCGUCACCCUACAGCUACACUUUACGUUCAGAUGGACGGCGACAACCGGUAGCGGAUUCUUCGAGGUGCAGAUCCUCUCGCUGACGAACAACCGGGGCACCCUAGUGGACGGGCGAUGCUGCGGCGGGGGCAGGAGCAUAUCCGGUGGCAGUCAACUGCUGUUGCUACAGCAGCACCACCACCACCACCCGCAGCAGCAGCAACAGCACCAUCAGCCCUGCUCGACCCCCUGCACCACCGCCUUCUGGCUCUGCCUCAAGGAGUACCAGUCCAACGUCACGGCCAUCGGCUCGUGCAGCUUUGGCAACGUAUCUAGUCACGCCCUCGGCCAGAACACAUUCACCCUCACCGAGCCCGUCACCCUACAGCUACACUUUACGUUCAGAUGGACGAGACAAUUCACGCUGAUACUGCAAGCAAGGGACGAAGGGAGCGGCGGGGUGAUCGAGGAGGCGAGCUACAGCGGCAUCGUCCUGCCGGGCUCGACCUGGCACACGCUCAACCACCAGGGCAGAAACGCCCAUCUGGCCUACAGGGUGCGGGUCCAGUGCGCCGAGCACUACUACAACGCGACGUGCACAAAGUUUUGUAGGCCCCGCAACGAUAUAUUCGGCCACUACACCUGCGACGAGAACGGGGACAAGGUGUGCAUUCAGGGCUGGAAGGGCGCGGACUGCGAGACUGCCGUGUGCAAGGAGGGGUGUCACCCGGUGCACGGCCACUGCAACGUGUCGGGGGAGUGCAAGUGCCGGCACGGCUGGCGGGGCGAGCUCUGCGACCAGUGCACCCCGUACCCGGGCUGCAAGCACGGCUACUGCAACGGCUCGAGCUGGCAGUGCAUCUGCGACACCAACUGGGGCGGCAUCCUCUGCGAUCAGGACCUCAACUACUGCGGGACCCACGAGCCCUGCCAGAACGGCGGCACCUGCGAGAACACGGCCCCUGACCAGUACCGCUGCACCUGUCCCGAGGGCUUUUCCGGACCCACGUGCGAGAAGGUCGACAACCCGUGCGCCUCGAACCCCUGCCAAAACGGGGCCACUUGCGCCGAGGACGGCGAGAACGCGGUCUGUAAUUGCACGGAGGGCUUCGCGGGCCCGUAUUGCGCCACCGACAUCGACGAGUGCGCCUCGCAGCCCUGCCUGAACGGCGGGACCUGCAUCGACGGGAGGAACUCGUUCACCUGCCACUGUCCGCCCGCUUGGCAGGGCACCGCGUGCCAGUUCGACGUCGACGAGUGCGCCCUCAAGGAGUCGCCCUGCAAGAACUCCGUCACCUGUUACAACCACGCCGGCGACUACACGUGCAAGUGCCGGAGCGGCUUCACGGGGAAAAACUGUACGCGUAACAUCGACGAUUGCCGGGGCCAGUGCCAGCACGACGCGCUCUGCAUCGACCUGGUCGACGACUACCACUGCUCGUGCACGCCCGGCUACUCGGGCAAGGACUGCGAGACCGACGUCGACGAGUGCGCGUCGAAGCCGUGCCAGAACGGGGGCGAGUGCCGGGACCUCGUCAACGCGUACGAGUGCGUCUGCCCGGUGGGGUACACGGGCGGCCAGUGCGAGAUCGACCGGGACCAUUGCAGCCCGAACCCCUGCCGCAACGGGGCCCAGUGCUUCAACACCCAGACGGACUACUACUGCCACUGCCCGGUGCGCUGGCAGGGCAAGAAUUGCUCCGAGCCGUCCUCGGCGGCGCACAACUCGCUCCUGCUCGGUGGCCUGCUCGCGGACGACGACAACGAGCUCGGCUGCGGUAGCGAGGGCACGCCUUGCGCCGGCAGGGGUAGGUGCGCCAACGCCAAGUGCCUCUGCGAUCCCGGGUACACGGGCGUGCACUGCCAGGAGAACAUCAACGACUGUAGGGGCGAGCCGUGCCUCAACGGGGGCACCUGCGUCGACCUCGUCAACUCGUUCCAGUGCAUCUGCAGGGAGGGCUGGACCGGAGACCUCUGCGACCAAGACGUGGACGAGUGCACCAACAACCCGUGUCGCAACAACGGCACGUGCGUCGACGGUGUGGCUGAUUUCACGUGCAUCUGCAAAAACGGCUGGAAGGGCAAGACCUGCGCCCUGCGCGGGGGCCACUGCGAGCCGGGAACCUGCCGACACGGUGGCACCUGCCAGGACCGAGGGGACGGCUUCACCUGCCACUGCCCGGCCGGCUGGGAGGGAGCCGCGUGCCACAUAGUGUCCCCCGCUUGCGCCUCCAGUCCCUGCGAGAACGGCGCGACUUGCGUCAACAGCGCCGACGGUGGCUACCGGUGCAUCUGCCGCGAGGGCUUCGAGGGUUCCGACUGCCGGCGCGACGUCGACGACUGCCAGCCCCUGCCCUGUCUGAACGGCGGCCGCUGCGUCGACGGCGUCAACUGGUUCAGGUGCGAGUGCGCCCCGGGAUUCACCGGCCCCGACUGUCGCAUCAACGUCAACGAGUGCGCGAGCAACCCCUGCGCCCACGGGGCGACCUGCAUCGACGGCAUAGCCAGCUACUCGUGCGCCUGCCCGGCGGGCCGCACGGGCACCCACUGCGAGAUCCCGGCCACGGGACCGGGUGGCUGCCUCGCGGCCACGUGGGACGACGACUGCAACGCAUGCGAGUGCCGGACGGGCAAGAGGAGCCAGUGCAGCAACGUAUGGUGCGGCCCUGGUAAUUGCCUCAACGGGACGGGCGCGUGUCUCGCCCACGAGGUCUGCGUUCCCUCGCCCGGCGAGUCCUGCCUCGUGCCGCCGUGUCCGGCCUGGGGCGAGUGCCGGCCGGUCGAGGCGGGCAGGCGUGUCGGUCCACCGGCCCUCCCUGCCCCGCCGUCCUGCUGGCCCGGCCAGGCGACGACCGGGGCCACCUGCGCCCGGCUGAGCAUACUCCUGAGACGCGAGUCCCUGGCGACGGGCACCUCGGUGGAGCUGCUCUGUAGGCGCCUGAGGAGACUGCUGGCGGAUCCGCGUCGUCCUCAGUCGGUCGUCUUGCUCUGCGACCUCAAGACCGGGGACAACGACACGAUCGAGGUGACGAUAUUCUCGGAGGCCGCGGCGGCGGCGGCGCGGGACUUGGGGGAGGCCCUCAGUCGGCCGAUCGGCAGGCCGCUCGCCUUGGCUUCGGUCCUCGAAGUCAAGGUCGAGACGGCCCUGCUGAGCAACCCAGAGAGCAUAGGGACGGCAGGGUCCAGCGGCGACGGGAGUUACCUGGCCGUCCUAGCCGGGGUCGUCGUCACGGUGCUCAUGAUGUUGGCGCUGCUCUUUAGCUUCUGGUACGUGCGGGCGGCGCGCCAGCAGCAGUCCAGCGGGUUGACGGCGACGACGAGCAGCGAGACGUCGCUGCACAGGCACCGGAGUGAUCUCGACGAAAAGUCAAAUAAUCUGCAGAACGAGGAGAACCUGCGCCGUUACGCGAAUCCGCUGAAAGAGCCGGCGGUGGACGUCGAGCCGAGGGUCUCGGUCGUGCGGCCGCUCUCGGGGGGUGCGGUCCUCGGAGGGGGCCUCAUCGGGCCCAACGAGGAGAGUCUCGAGAUGGUCAGCGAGGAAGGUAGGCACAAGUUGCCACCGCUGUACAAGCCGCCCUGCGCCGAGAUGCGCAACAACACGGCCAGCUUCAGCUACGAGGAGGUGCCCCACAAGCCCUACAGCAAGCCCAGACUGCCCGAGCCCAUCUGCACCGGCUACAACCACCAGCAGCAACAGUUGCCACCCUGCCCGACGACAAAUCCUCACCAGCAGAUGCUCACGGUUCACGUUUGA